AUGUCGAACCAAGCAGAUUUGAAUGUCCUCUCGACAAAGCCAACAUCAUACUACGAUUAUGAGUCGAUGUCAAUAGAGUGGAAUGACCAGAAAAACUAUGAGAUAUUGCGCAAAAUCGGACGAGGCAAGUACUCCGAAGUAUUCUUGGGCUUGGAUUUGGUCAAGGGCCAGAAAGUUGUCAUCAAGGUACUUAAACCAGUAAAGCGCAAGAAGAUCAAACGAGAAAUUUCGAUAUUGAAGAACUUGGUCAACGGGCCCAAUAUAAUCACUUUACUCGAUAUUGUCCGAGAGCCACAGCUGAAAACACCCGGUUUAAUCUUUGAAAAUGUCAACAAUAUAGACUUUAGAACUUUAUACCCAACAUUUACGGACUUUGACAUUAGAUUCUACAUGUACGAGCUUUUAAAGGCCUUGAGCUACUCACACUCGAUGGGGAUCAUGCAUAGAGACGUUAAGCCACACAAUGUGAUGAUUGACCACGACAAAAAGAUCUUGAGGCUUAUUGAUUGGGGAUUGGCAGAGUACUAUCACCCAGGAACAGAAUACAACGUGAGGGUGGCAUCAAGAUAUUUUAAAGGACCCGAACUAUUAGUCGAUUAUAGACUCUAUGACUAUUCCCUAGAUCUUUGGUCAUUUGGCUGUAUGCUAGCCUCAAUGGUGUUUAUGAAGGAACCUUUUUUCCACGGAAAGUCAAAUACUGACCAACUUGUACAAAUUGUUAGAGUUUUGGGCUCUAGUAACCUCAACAAGUACCUUGAGAAAUAUAAUCUUACUUUGGGAGACGAAUACGAGGAUAUGGGGUACUACACGCGAAGACCAUGGGAACGUUUUAUCAAUGAAAAUAACCAGCAUUUGGUCUCGAAUGAGUUUUUGGACUUUAUUGAUCAUUUAUUGAGAUACGACCAUCAAGAGAGAUUAACUGCAAAGGAGGCAAUGGAGCACCCAUACUUUGAUCCAGUAAGGACUUACACUCCAACCUCAUCUUAG
Messenger RNA from Lodderomyces elongisporus, 987 nucleotides. RefSeq names its product casein kinase 2 catalytic subunit (gene CKA1). Gene Ontology annotation, cellular component: cytosol; protein kinase CK2 complex; nucleus. The record is from RefSeq and is a predicted model, not a curated record. Gene Ontology annotation, molecular function: ATP binding; protein serine/threonine kinase activity. Bases 1 to 987 code for a protein of 328 amino acids. The transcript has a single exon. NCBI's taxonomy places the organism in Eukaryota, Fungi, Ascomycota, Pichiomycetes, Serinales, Debaryomycetaceae. Gene Ontology annotation, biological process: regulation of transcription by RNA polymerase I; peptidyl-threonine phosphorylation; regulation of cell cycle.